Messenger RNA from Zychaea mexicana, 675 nucleotides. RefSeq lists its product as uncharacterized. NCBI's taxonomy places the organism in Eukaryota, Fungi, Mucoromycota, Mucoromycetes, Mucorales, Lichtheimiaceae. Bases 136 to 369 code for a protein of 77 amino acids. The transcript is spliced from 2 exons. The record is from RefSeq and is a predicted model, not a curated record.
CUCGCCAUAAACUAUUCCAAGGUAUAAAGCUGUGCAUCCUUUUAAGGUAUGUACAAACUUAUUAUCUAGUACGAGCGCAAACACCAGUAGAUUCCCUUACUUAUUACUAAGGGAAACGAUCGUUGGUUUUAUGCGAUGCAUUUGAAAAUGCUAUUUGCAGCGGAUGAGACGAAGAAAAGAGCGGGAUUGCGUACUACUACAGUAUAUGUUUUCUCUUUGGUUUUGAAAGCCUUUUCCUUUCUGUGUCACAUGCACUCUGCUAGACAGAGCGAUACCGAGAGAGUGAAUCCUUGGGUGCACCAUUACAAACCUUUUAUUUUCCUUUUCAGUGAUUCUCUUCGACACAACAAGCCAUCUUCAAUGAGAUAAAUUGCAAUGGAGCCCACAGAGAAACAUACAGGAACUGUAUGUUGGUUGCACGGCUUGGGUGACUCUGGUGCGGAUUGGUUAUAUCUCGUCGAGGGAAUAGCACCUCCCUUUCCCUCAUAUCACAUAGAUUUUUCCCACUGCGCAAGUUUCUACUAUGUACAUUAAUCGCUACUCCUGCAUGAACGUAGCAGUAUUAGAACACAUGACAUGAAAAAUUAUGUACACAUGCAGUCAACGAGCUUAUUCAAGCCGGAAUUGACAGCGGCACCCCUUCAGAUCGUAUUAUUUUGUGCGCCUUCUCCCAGG